UUCUCUUUCUUUUUAAGCAAAAAAUUAUCUUUCUUUGCCAUUUUCUCUUACCUUUUCCACCAACUCAAAAAAAAAAAAAAACCUCUUCAUUUAAAAAAAAAAACAAAAAAUCAUUCUCAAUUUCUUCUUGAAAGGUUCAGUUUUUUCAAUCUCUGCAGUUUAAUCACACAGCAAACAAUGCCAAACUGGGAGCUUAAGAACUGUUGUGAUCACGACCAGAAGCUCUUCAUUGCUUUCGUUGGUGUUUACACCGUUGUCAUCCUCCUGCUAUGGAGGACUUUUCUGCUUACGCCGUUUAAGCUCAUCACUGUGUUUCUGCACGAAGCGAGUCAUGCGAUUGCCUGUUUGCUCACUUGUGGCAAGGUGGAGGGUAUCCAGGUUCAUGGAAACGAGGGCGGGGUGACACAGACGCGUGGUGGAAUAUACUGGGUGAUCUUGCCGGCUGGAUAUCUUGGUUCAUCAUUUUGGGGAAUGGCUUUGAUUCUUGCUUCCACAAAUAUUCUCACUGCAAGGAUUGCCGCUGGUUGCUUCCUUGCUGCUCUGGUUAUUGUGCUCUUUAUUGCUAAAAACUGGACACUCCGAGGACUCUGUAUUGGAUUUAUUAUUUUUAUUGCUGUGGUUUGGCUUCUGCAAGAGAAAACAAAAGUCCAUAUCCUUCGCUAUGUCAUUCUCUUCAUUGGUGUGAUGAACAGUUUGUUUUCGGUUUAUGAUAUUUAUGAUGAUUUAAUAUCUAGAAGAGUCAACUCUAGUGAUGCUGAGAAGUUUGCGGAAGUCUGCCCAUGCCCUUGUAAUGGUUUUGGAUGGGGAGUUAUUUGGGGGAUGAUAUCAUUUGUAUUUCUUUGCGCAUCUCUGUACCUUGGACUGGUCAUAUUAUCAUGAGAUAACCAUUCAGCGUAAAGAAUGUAAAGACAUUGACAACUGUCGUAUGAAAAAUUGGGAAAUUAGUAUCCAAGCAGUUCGGUGCUAGCAUGACCUUGACUCUUUCUAUUUUUAUGCUUUGUAUAUUGAUUUUUUUUUUGUUCUAGACAUGCAUUUUUUUACUGCUGGGAGUUUACUCUCUCCAUUUUACUCCCAUGACAUCAUUCUUUGCAGCCUAUAUUUGGGUUGCUUGGUAUAUGAUUGCUUUUGUAUAUGAAACUGGCUCAUGAGUCGAAUUAUUGAAGCUGAUUUAUACUCUGUGAAAUACAACUUAGUACUUUAAGACUCUGUAUCUGAGUUAGGAAGAAAAGGAAGGAGAAUCCAUCACUUUGUUUCAGAGUGUUUUGAUUCACCGAAAACCUUAGGAUGACAGUCGGUCUCAGGGAAAACCAAAAGCUGAUAGAUAAAAUAUUAUAAAAUGAAUAGGCUUAUUACUCAAUAUUCACAUAGAAGAAGCUAUCAAGUUCCUACAAAACCUUCCAGCAUUCAAGUAAUAUAUGACUGAAUGAAUACUGGAAGCCUUUGAGGGAACAUGAAAGUUCCUCAAUCAAUCUUAGUUUAUGUAUAAAGAAAUAUACAGUUGGGGUUAUAUUUAUAGACAUGCAUGGUUGUCCCUUGCUAUGAGAUAGAGGUGAAAAGAAUAUUGGGUCAUAUCAACAUUAUUCUGUUCUGUGUGUCUGGAUUUGCUUUUAUUUUCCUUCCUUUGAUUUGAUACGUUUUUAUGUCACUGUACACAAAAAGAGUUGAAAUAUAUAUACAGAUGAAGGAAUAAAUACAAAGGGCCAAAUCUUUUUGGAUACUAUUGCUUGAUUAGGAUUGAACUUUGAUUAGAGAAGUUCUGUUUAUAGCUUGACUCUGUUGCUCAUUGGUAAGAAUAUAUGCAAUAUAAAGCAUCCUUAAUAAACAUCCCCAAUGGGAUCUAAAAGUGUGCUAAGCUUCAUUAUAAUCUUUGGAGCUUAUAAAGUUUAAUGGUUGGAGAAAGGGGUGGGAGUAGUUUAGGUCAAUUACCUGGGGAUAUGACCUAUAGAAAAAGUUGACUUUUUUUAAAGACUAUUUAGAUGAAAAGAUUAGGCUACAUGCAAUAGAAAAACAAAUU
This is a messenger RNA of Vicia villosa (hairy vetch), 2014 nucleotides long. RefSeq lists its product as uncharacterized. The record is from RefSeq and is a predicted model, not a curated record. The coding region runs from base 178 to 879 and encodes 233 amino acids. The transcript is spliced from 11 exons. Lineage: Eukaryota; Viridiplantae; Streptophyta; Magnoliopsida; Fabales; Fabaceae.